UUUGUGUCAAAAACAAACGAAAUAUGCAUCUAAUUAAAUUAAUAGAACUCUUGAUGUGCGAUCUAAUUUACAUACAGAUUUGCAAGGCACACGGUAACAUAGAGAAAGAAAGAUGUCUUUUAUUUUGUCUAUUGCAUGGUAAUCUAUGAGUUGAACAAAGUUUAUUAAAAUAACUGUUAUUAGAGUGAGAAAACUGCAAUCAUAUGUCUUACAAAAAAACUUAUCCCACCAUCAAAGACGGCCAUUGAUUGGACGAAACGUUUAAACAAUUCGACGGUUAAGUUUAAAUUUUCUUUUUCAUAGUUGCCUGUUGCAUUUUGCGUUUUACAUAUCGAAGUAGUGUCGUGUUUAAACCAUCAAAAGUUAAAACACUUGUGAGUGAGAACGCCUAAAUCGCCGUCAUGUUUUAUAACCUGGAAUUUUUGUCGAAACAAGCCAAUCCGCUGCUCCACAGGGCUUGGAUAGUAGGUACACGAGGAAUAUCGGCGGUGACUUCUAAAUCUAAACUAACAACAUCCGAAUUAUCAAAAUUAUGCGAUGAUAUAUUGUCCUUCAUGUCGUCUCAAUCAAACGAAGCGAAAGAUCGUCCUUCCAUUAGAUUGUCUAAUACGCUACUGUUAGGCACGUUGGACUUGUUCAUAGAUAUGGUUGAUGCCGCAAAUCGAGAUAUGGAUGAAGUUUUGAAACGUAAGAAGUCUGUUGUGAAAAUAACAGAAAUUGGUGAAGGGGAGGAAGCUUCACCUGAGAUUACUGCGGUCACUGCAGUCAAGAGGAAACCGAGAAAGGAAAGACCAGAGAAAAAAGCACCUGAACCAGUUAGACCUGUAGAGGAAAAUGUUUUGGUUACCGCUGAUAUUCGAGACCUAGAGGAGAACACGCGUCAAAUUACUUUAAUAGAUGAAUUGCCAAUACAAAGAAUGGAAAUGGAUGAACAGCUUGGAUUAGAACCCAUUCCAGACGUAACAAGAAUGGAAGUAGAACCAGACGAAGCAUUUCACGUGGCAAGAGACACCACCCAAAGUCGAACUGCUCGUUCUUCUCCUGAAGUUUCAUCUGCUAUUAUCCAAGUUCAUGCCGAUGUUCAUGCGACAGAACUCGAAGAGAGACGAGGUAUACAAGAUAUACCGAUGGAAGUAGAGGAAAUUCCUCCGGUACCAGAAGUGCCCGCUAGAAAAACCUCGCGUGAACAUUCAAAAGAAAUUCAACCUCUUCCUAUUGAAGUCCAUGCAACUGUAGAACCUCAAACUGCGAAACGGCCACAAAACAAAAGGGAGAAGAGGCGUUUGCUUCAUAAACAAAAUUUUUUGAAAAUUGUGGAUAGUCACCGUAGAAAAUUGGCAUCUUCUAUAAAUGCAGCAUUUGAGGAGCCGUUAGAAGAGCCUCUGGAGGUCGGCCAUAUUACUAUUAGGGAUAUACUGAUUGAGAAAGGGUUUUUACCACACGUUACCGAGUUGGGUACUGAGGAACCAGGUCCUAUAAGAGCUGGUUCAGUUCGGUCAACCGCGAGUCCGUCGGCAUUAGUUAUGCCAUUGGGAACUUCUUUCGGAAGAGAGACAACACCACGACCUUCUAGUUUGAGGGAAAGCACUAUGGUCGAAAGAGGGCAAAUUUCUGGUUUGCAUGAAAGCAUUCCGCCUGAAAUACCAUCAGAAUUGCGAGUUAGUGAAAUAGAAGAGCCUUUAAUGGAACCUUUAGUUUUAACGCCUCCAGAGGAAGUUCAAAGAAGAGUUGAAGAAUCUUGGCUAUCUCCACAUAUGGAACAUGCAGAAAUACCUGUAACUGAAGCUCCGCAGUUAGAACCAGAACAUCUACUAAGCGAUCGAGAAAGAAUGAUCCGUCAACUUCAAGGAAACUCUUCUAAAAUUCGGCGAUUGCAAAAAAUCCUAAGCAAAGUGUCAUCGUGGAAUUUCGAAAAGAAAUUGACCAUUGAAGAUUUCGUCGAUCAGCCUUUAAGUAGAUUCGUCAUUGCACCAGUAUUUUUGGACUUAUUAGAGCUGUAUGCAUUGGGUUACGUCAAAUUGCAUACCGAGGAAAAUUCGAAUGAAUUAGAACAUGUAACCAAAGGGCUUAAAUUUGACCAGUCCUUCGAAUUGCAAUAAUUAUUUUUAAUUUUUAACGGGUCCCUGUUAAAAUUUUAAUACGUAGUUUUAAGUGUUUGUUCUUUUAAUGUUUUCAUUUCUGUUUUUUGAUGUUCUUAGUGUUUUUCGUGUUCUCUCACUGAUAUAUAAUUUGAAAAUUAUAAAAAAAUAUUGGUUU
This is a messenger RNA of Phyllotreta striolata, 2256 nucleotides long. The record is from the annotation of a GenBank genome assembly. Lineage: Eukaryota; Metazoa; Arthropoda; Insecta; Coleoptera; Chrysomelidae.